Adineta ricciae is the source of this 1737-nucleotide messenger RNA. The record is from the annotation of a GenBank genome assembly. NCBI's taxonomy places the organism in Eukaryota, Metazoa, Rotifera, Eurotatoria, Adinetida, Adinetidae.
AUGGUACCUGAUGGUGAUGUUUUCACACCUCCAACAUAUACAUCUGAUCGGAGCCGUUCACCAUCGAUGAGUCGCCAACGUCAAAUUGACUAUCAUUAUCAGCAUGAACGUUCAACAUCACCAGUCUCGAUUCCGUUACCGGAUAUCGAGACUAUGCCAACACCAUCACAAAAACGUAAAGUUGAUCCAAUCUCAAUCGAAAAACCAUCAACUCCGAAAACCACAUCGUCCUCAAUACUGAGCAAUACAGGCAUUAAUCGAGCUGCAUCACCGUCCAGGGAAGUUGGUGUCUCAAAGUUACGUACACCUACUGUACCCUUUGGUAGUACGUCGAGCAAGAAAAAGCCGAAGAAAAGUAAAUCAAAAAGUCGUGCCGAUGGAAAAACUAGUUCAUCGACAACGAUUAAUAAUUUAAUUCAACAAAAUCCACUUGGACCAAGUCGAUCAUGGACAAGUGCGUACGGAUCGCUGCCCGAUGUUGAACUCGUCUCCGAUAAUGCUUUAAAAACAACAACAAAACCAUCGAAACAAACAAAUAAAGAAUAUCCGGGAUUAAGUGCCAUAGUUCGACAUCAUCAGCGUCCGACAACAACCUAUUACAAUGAAUAUCCACCUCCAAUAAGAACAUCGGAUUCACAUCGACCGCGACGUUUUGAAACAUCAACAACAACAUUGAAUGAAUACGAUCAAAAUCAGCCGUGGACUCAAACGCCGAUUUAUGGUUCAGGGCCAAUUAUUUCCUCAACGCAACGUCACGAUGGUUAUAUUCGCCCAUUAACUCCUCAAAUACCAAUUCUCCAAGCAGAUAUCACCAUCACUCAUGUUGAUCUUGGCGAUACGCAUCGUCAAACUCCGUCGAUUCGACCAACGUAUCAACAAGCACCCGAAUCUCCAGCAACCUAUCGUAGUUCGACAACGGUCUAUACAAAAGAUAAACAUCGAUAUGUCGAUGGUGGUGAAAUUCGAACAUGGAGCGUUCAAGAUAAUGGUAAUCAAAAUGAUUACAGUACUUCCUAUCAAAAACCAUAUACAUAUGUGGAAAUCGAUCGAAACACUACUCGACAAACGGCGAAUCAGUAUGAUCAUCAAAUCGUUCCGCCGAAGAUUUCGAAUAAUUUGCAAGAAUAUCGAUAUAGUCCUCGAAUGCACGAACGAGAAGUUUAUGAAAAACGAGAAAUAAUUGCUGAAAGUAGAGAUCAUGAAUUCCAAGAAGAAGAAGAAUGUUACGAAGUUUCAUUCGAAUACGAACGUGAACAACCAAACUAUUCGUAUGAAACAUCGAAAUAUUACGAUGAAUUACAUUCAGCCAAUCGAUAUUCCAGUACGAGUGGCAUCGAGAAGAAAGCUUAUACAUCUCUUAAAUCUGAACGAGAUCAAAUCUACGAUCAAACAUCUCGUUCAUAUCAACGCACACAGGAGACUCGUUCGACCGUGUCUCCUGUUCGAGGUUCUUCUCCACUCAUUCGUACUUGUACUCUAAAACGUACAGAUUCUUAUGAUGGUCUUGGUAUCUUGAUUUCUGCCGAUUCACAAACUCGUUUGAAUCAUUAUAUUCGCGAAGUUGAACCGAAUUCUCCAGGUCAUUUGGCCGGCCUGCGUAAAAACGAUCGUAUUCUUAGCAUCAAUGGUAUUAACGUUGAAAAUGUUGACUUUAGCAACGUUCUCGCUCUAAUAAAACAAGGUUUAGAUAAUGAUAAUCUUCAAAUAUCGGUCGUCGAUGCACCCGAACAUAUCUGA